Dicrocoelium dendriticum is the source of this 1801-nucleotide messenger RNA. The record is from the annotation of a GenBank genome assembly. NCBI's taxonomy places the organism in Eukaryota, Metazoa, Platyhelminthes, Trematoda, Plagiorchiida, Dicrocoeliidae.
GAAAUGGACAAGUUUGAAUCCCUUUUAACUCGUUUGGAGAGGGUAACUCACCAUCUGGAGAUGGCAGUCCCUACAAAGAUUGAACCAUUUGCGCCCAACGGUGACAUCGACAACAGCCUGACACUGAAGGACUUCAGUGACAUCGUGUCAGGACCUUUAGCAGAAUAUUUAACUUUGAGUUCUAAGAUUGGGGGAGACGUUGGAGAGCAGAGUGGGCUUUUACGCGAAUGUUUCAUAUCUCAACAACGUUUGUUGGAGCUAGUUGUUUCACAUCCCAAACCUUCUGACUCUGAAUUGAAGGAUCUCAUCCGAAGACACUGCGAACCAAUAAGUGCUGUCGUUGAGUUUAAAGAUAAACGAAGAAGUAGUCCCCAUUUCAACCACAUAUCUGCUGUUGCUGAAUCUGCCGUAGCCUUGGGCUGGGUUGGCGUGUCCCCGGCCCCUGCGCCAUAUGUGAAGGAUAUGCAAGAAGCCGCCCACUUCUUCACUAAUCGUGUUCUCAAAGACAACAAGGACGCAAAUCCGGAUCACAUUGCUUGGACGAAAGCGCUCAUGUUGAUAUGGACCAAUCUUCAGACUUACAUCUGCAAACACUUUAGGACUGGACUCGUGUGGAACGAGAAUGCCCAGACAGAAGUAUCCAAAUCAGCGCCCACAGGACCACCCCCUGUCCCACCGAUGCCUGCGCCUGGUACGACAACGAGUCCGGUUCAAUCGGACAAUCUGGACUCUCGAGGAGCUCUGUUUAAGCUACUGAACCAAGGUGAAAAAGUUACCGCUGGAUUGCGCAAAGUGACCGACGACAUGAAAACGCACAAAAACCCAGCGUUGCGUGCUGCAUCUGGCGCUGAACCUGCCCCCGCAGUUGCAGCGAAACCAAAGUCUGCCGCAGUGGCUACGGCGAAACAACCUCCUGUCCUUGAGUUACGCGGUAACAAAUGGGUGGUUGAGAAUCAAGACAAGCAGCAAUUGGCCAUCACUCAGACGCAGCCCAAGCAAUCGGUUUAUGUGUUCAACUGCGUGGAAUGUACUCUGCAGAUCAAGGGGAAAGUCAAUUCUCUAAUGUUAGAUAAAUGUAAAAAGACGGGUGCCGUUUUCGACGACAUCAUUGCAUCGGUGGAUGUUGUGAAUUGUCAAAGCGUGCAAGUGCAGUCAAUGGGGAAGCUACAGACCGUCAAUGUGGAUAAGACCGAUGGAUGUCAGAUUUAUCUAAGCGCUGAAUCCAAAUUCGCCGACGUCAUUAUGGCCAAGUCCUCGGAGCUGAACAUCCUGGUCCCGAAACCGGAUGGAGAAUUUGAGGAAUACCCGGUUCCAGAACAAUUUAAAACAAAGUUUACCGGAAAGGGUCUGGAAACAACUCAUACAGAUCCGGCUUGAUUUGAUCACUGACAAAAUGCCUUGGACGGAUUUCUCCUUCUCUGUCCCACCCCAUUACCUUGCUCAUAUUCUCACCUCGUUUUUAAUGCGACGCCAUUAUUUAGUUAACCUGCGUAAGCUUGUGCUUUCUUCUCCUUCGCUUGACAAUUCGAUCGGCAACGCAUUUUUGUUUGCUAUCCUUUUGUUCAAGCAUACUUUGUCUCGCUUGUCCUCCGCGGCUCAUUCAUCGCCGUUUACCUCUUGACUCAAGCAACCUACUUCCAUUGCGCACCGGUUUCGAUAUUCAUGUCGUUCUAUCCCACCAUGUUUUUACUUCAACAAUAUUGUGUCUUUCUUCACGUGCCAAAUUGAUUCUGUUUGUGCUCUCUAUUGCUUACGGAAAACAUCGGGAACAGGCUAUCACUAUGAAUUGAUUUGCCUAUAU